Messenger RNA from Oryza brachyantha (malo sina), 2351 nucleotides. RefSeq names its product QWRF motif-containing protein 2-like. The transcript is spliced from 6 exons. NCBI's taxonomy places the organism in Eukaryota, Viridiplantae, Streptophyta, Magnoliopsida, Poales, Poaceae. The coding region runs from base 142 to 1977 and encodes 611 amino acids. Gene Ontology annotation, molecular function: microtubule binding. Gene Ontology annotation, biological process: spindle assembly; centrosome cycle. The record is from RefSeq and is a predicted model, not a curated record. Gene Ontology annotation, cellular component: cytoplasm; nuclear microtubule; centrosome.
CGAAGCGAGUCGGCCGCGCCGCUCCGCUCCGCUCCGCUCUUCUUCCCCUUUUGUCCGCCCACCUCGGCCGCUCGCUCGCUCCCAUCUUGAAACCCCAAACCCCACGCCGAAGCGCGCGGAGAUUCCGCGAGAUCUGCCGCCAUGGUCGCCGCAGGCGCAGCGGCGGCCGCGGCGGCCCCGCCCAGGAUGAACCCGUCGCCGUCGCCGUCCCCGCACCGCCGCCGCGCGUCCUCCGCGCUCUCCCCGUCCAAAUCCGCCAACGCCAAUGCCGACGCCGCCAGGGGCAAGCCCAAGGGCAAGGCCGUCCCCUCCCGCUACCUCCUCGCCCCUUCCUCCAAAUCCACCUCCACCUCGACCUCCUCGUCGUCCACCACCACCACCACCACCAGCUCCUCGGCGACCUCCAACUCGACCUCGACCUCCGCCUCCACGCCCUCCCGCCGCUUCGCGUCGCCGCUCCCCAGGCGGUCCGCUUCCGUCGACCGGCCGCGCCCCACGAGCAAUGCGGCUGCUGGUGAGGCCUUGGGCCCCAAUGGGGCUACCGCCACCACCACGAGGUCCACGAGGAGCCUCUCCGUCGCCUUCCAGGGUCGCUCCUACUUCCUGGAGACCAGCAAGGCGAAGCCGGCGACCUCCCCUUCGCCAGUGCGGCGGCCGGUGGCGGCGGCGUCCACCACACCCGAGAGGAGGCGGCCCAGUAUGGGUACAGUGCCUGAGAGGGGGAAGGUGUUUGAAGGUGGUCAGCAGAGGUGGCCAAUGUCCGCGAGGGCUUCCCACGGCUUCGAGGGGAAUCCGCUUACCAAGAGCUUGGAUUGUUCUCUGGACAAGAGGGGUGCCGCUGUACUGGCUGCUGUACGCUCACUGCGUCAGUCGAUGGUGUUCGAGGAUGGGGUGCGGCGUAGCUCGUUUGAUAGUGGAGACUACUUGAUGUCAUCAGACACAGAGAGUGUGUCAUCAGGGAGCAAUUCUGGGUCUCAGGAUGCUGGCAUGGGCAUUUCUCACAGAGCGCGCCCGUCCCCAAAGGGGAUGAGUGUGCCUGCACGGUUCUUGCAGGAUGCGGCGGCCAGCAGGCCGAAUCGCCUUGCAGAUCCAAGCACACCAUUCAUGACGCAUAGCUCUGGGUUUGCAUCAUCUCCCAGGACAGCACCAGUCAAGAAAUCAUCGUUGAAUGGCUUGGUUUCGUCUCCUCUGAACAGGCCAAUUAGGCAACCUUCACCAAGUAAGCUUGUAGGAUCACGGAGAAUGUCAAGUCCAUCCCGAGCAAGGAGUUCUGUGGGGGUGAGUGCAUCAUAUGGAGAUCACCAUGGAAGAAGUUCAUCUGGAUAUGGGUUGGAUGGUGAAGUGAAAAGGAGGUGGCUUGGGUGUAGUAAGGUUGACUGUGAGCACCUAUUGAGGAUUUUAUGCAAUCGACAUUUACAGUGGCGGUGUGUAAAUGCACAAGCUGAUGCUGCACUUGCCACACAGAAGAUGACUGCAGAGAAAUACUUAUGUGAUGCAUGGAUUACUACCUUAGGAAUGCGUAAAUCUGUUGCUCUUAAAAGGUUUCAGCUACAACUAUUCCGGAACAAUUGGAAACUCAUGACAGUUCUCAAGGGACAAAUGGACUUUCUGGAGGAGUGGUCUUUAUUAGAGAGGGAUCAUGCAAAUUCUCUAUCUGGGAUUGUGGAAGCUCUGACUGCCACCAUACUGUGCCUUCCUGUUACUGAUGGAGCAAAGGCUGAUAUCCAAGAUGUGAAAAAUGCUGUUGGCUCCGCAGUUGACAUCAUGCAGACAAUAGGAAGUUCGAUAUGUACUUUGCUGGCCAAGCUAUCUGGGACAAGCGUUUUGGUAUCUGACCUUGCUAAAAUCGCUACACAAGAACGCACUCUAAUGGACCAAUCCAGAGAAUUGCUGUCCACACUUGCAUCUAUGCACGUCAAAUACUGUAGCCUGCAAGGGCAAAGAGUACAGACAACCCACAGGAGGCGCAUGCGUUAGUAGAGCAGACUACUCUUAACUCACUAACCGAAGACCGUAGUUGCAGUUGCAAAAUCUGAUUGGCUUGCUGGGUGCCCACCGACUCUCCGAAGUUAUGAAGAAGCUAUCGCAGCCCGUUAAUACAAAUCCAAUUCUAGUGCUCUUUUGGCUCUUUUUUCUUUGUUCGAUAGGUUCUGAUUGCUGAGUUGAGCUAUGCCAAGCCUAUGCAGAUUGCAGAACAAAUUAAACGCAACUUGUAUAUAGUUGUAAUUUUAGGUGAGCAUUAGGUCUAACUAAUUUAAGUGUUCUUUUUUGUUCGUUGGAUGACCUUCGGUGCCAUCAGCCAUGGGAAUGCAGUAUAUCCUCUAUUCUUCUAGCCAUACUAAUUAAUAUCU